UCCCUCUGGUCCCCACUCGAGUUUGUCAGUACUGGCCAUAUCUGGGUAAGACAGUCGGGGUAUCGUUGUCGUCAGCGGUAUGGUUCUUACCUGGGUCCUUUCUGACUGAACUCAUUACUUGCGACUAAUACAGGAUGUAAUAAUAACAAUCUAUAAUACAGACGUUUCUUCCCCUCCCUUACCACCCCUUGAACUAUUGCCUGGAGCUUAGGUUUCGGAUACGCGGGGCACCUGACACUUCCUGGGUCAGGACAGAGUCGGAUUUAGUAUGAAUAAAAAUGUACUCACUCUGUGACUCGUCCCAGUUCUCUGUCGGUGUCCUGCAUCCUUUACACAUCUUCACUACACAAGGCAUCCUGAGCCCUUUGUGAGGGAAUGCCCCAGUUAGUUCCAAAUUGGGUGAGUUUUGUAUGAGGAACCCACUUAAUAUAAGGACAAUAGACAUUUCAUCCAACAAUCCUUGUCCCGCAACAAAAGACGUGAUGAAUGAUAUUUGUAUAAUGGGCUAUUCUGAGAAAGAAAUGUUGAAGUUUUUAUGGAUAAGUUUGUGUCACCCCAGGCCCAGUUAAUUUUUCAAUGGUGAUGCUGUAAGAGCUAGAACCUUGAGGGACUAAGGCUGCUUACGGGUGAAAGAGGAUCCUCUAGGAAGAGGACUUGUGUUUCCUUCAAGCAAACAUGAAGAGGGCAACAGGAAACCACCUCUUGUAUUCUUUUCCCUGAUCAUGUUGCUUAUUGAAAUUGAAAAUGGGAGGCUGCUGUGAGCAACUGAAAAAAGCACAAGACUGUGAGUUGUGGGGAAAUGAGAAGAGGAUCUGUAUUGAAACCUUUGCCAAUUCGUAGCAGCAUUCCUUAAAUUAUUCAGACUCUCCCAGGAAUAUUCUGUGCAGCCCUGCAUCAUAAGAAAACAUGUUAUAAUCCUCGAGGGUGCAACAUCAGGAUGAUUCCAUAACACUAGAAUCUUAAAUUGGGAAGAGAUUGAGGAAGCUGGAUUUGCCCUAAUUGGAACAAGAAGGAUGCUUUACAAUAACCUAAUUAUGAAGAUGAUUGAACACACAUUCAAACAGUUGUUUGUAUUCAGAAAGGGAUCAAAAAAUAAUUUGGAAAUGAAGAACAAAUACACUGUGUGAAAUGGUUCUGCCUAUACUAACCCCUGCUGCAGGGUUUGGAUACUGCAAUUCUGUCCAUUUUUCUGAGUGAAUCGCAAAUCAAUAACCUUAGCUGAGUUCCUACUCCUGAUUUCUAUCCAAUGACCCUGCUAGAAAGUGCGUUUUGUGAAUGUUGAGUAAAGAUAAGAAAGUGUGUACUGAUCACACCUCCACAGUUAAAUUUCUGCAGAUAUAUGCUGCCUUAAUUAAUGCUUGAAGAAUGGCUGCAAAUGAAAUACUGGAAGACUGCUGGUCAUCUCUGGAUCAACACCCCAUGAUAAAUUGGUGCUUUCUGGAAAGAGAUAUAUGAAUGACCCAGAACACUGUGAAAUACAACAGAGACUGAAUCAGCAGGCAGUGGGAAAAUAUGCCAAUACCUCCGCCACCCCCUCCCCCACCUGCUGCACCCCCUCCACCCCCAACUUUAAGUCAGGCAAAUACAGCUACACCUAAAUUGACCAGAGACGAGCAGCGUAAUCGAGGGGCACUCUUAAAUGAUAUCACAAAGGGAGCCAAACUUCGAAAAGUGACCAAUGUGAAUGAUAGAAGUGCCCCAAUUCUUGAAAAUGCUAAAGGAGGAGUGGGAGGUGGCAGUGGUGGAGGUGGAGGAUUUGGCGCAGGACCUGUUUCUGGAGGGCCAGUCCCAUCAAUGGGUGGUUUGUUUCAGGGUGGAGUUCCUAAGCUUCGCCCGGUAGGACACAGAGACAAUUCAGAAUCUGCAUCCGGUAAAACAGCACUAAAUCCACCUAGUUCAAGAUCUGCUGCUCCGCGACCUCCUUCCAGCAGUAACCGUUACAGUGAUGAUUCUGAUUCACAGAGUAAAACAUCACCACCAGAACUUCCAAGAGUUCAUCGACCUUCAUUACCGGAUCUUUCCAGCACAUCCCGCCCCAGUAGUGCUGGUGGUGUGAGGCACAGCGCAUCAGCACCACCACCGCCGCCUCCAAUUGGAAGACGUACAAAUCCACCUCCGCCACCUAUGCACAGCAGCAGAACUCAUUCCAGUGGACCAUACAACAGGGAAAAGCCUUUGCCUCCUACUCCAGGACAAAGGACUCCUGGCAAUCGAGAUGGACCGCCUGCCCCUCCCUCUGUCAAGCCUCCCCCAUCACCAAGGCUUGGUAACAUUCAGAGCCAGCCUUUGCCACCCCCUCCCCCACCUUAUAGGCAACCUCCCCAUGUACAUAAUGGCCCUUCCAGUCCUGGGAAUGAAGCUGCCCCAGAAUUGCCGCAGAGACACAACUCAUUAUCACGCAAGUCAGCAGGACCAAUGCGGGGAGUCGCUCCUCCCCCUCCAUCUCCUUCACCCUCCCAAAACCGACCACCACCACCUGCUAGAGAUCCGCCAAACCGAGGUGCAGCUCCCCCACCACCUCCCCCAGCAAUGCGGAAUGGAGCUCGAGAGGUCCCUCCCCCACCACCACCGUACAGGACACCCUCUUCAGAUCCUCCAAGCCGAGGGAAGCCCCCACCACCACCUCCAAUGCGAACUCCUGCACCCCCUCCUCCACCUCCGCCUAUAAGAAAUGGACAUAGAGACCCCGUUGGAUCAUCUUCCAAGUCAUUUAUAGAUGAUUUUGAAUCAAGAUAUUCAUUUCAUCCAAUUGAAGACUUUCCAGCACCGGAGGAAUAUCGGCAUUUCCAAAAAACGUACCCAAGUAAGCUGAACAGAGUUGUUCGAGGGGCACCACCUCUGCCGCCUGUUGCGAGGUGAUCUGGGACUGUGGGGGUUUGGCUAUUCCCUGCCUUCCCUGUUGGAAAACUGACACUUUCCCUUCCUUUCUUUUCCUGGUGUACAGCUCAAGAUCCUUAACCACUUCAAUACAUUGAGGCAAAACCUCUUCAGAUCUGCUUUGAGCAUGCAUUUUAAUCUGAGACCCCUGAGUUUCAGAUUGCACAAUCUUUGACCUUCACAUCUUUCAGCUCCAGGAAUUGUCAUUGCAAUUGGGCUGAGCUAAUGGAAAGUUGACUGGAAUGUCAUGAUUUUUUUUUAAGUUGAGGGGUUGUAAGAUGUUUACAGCUACCAGAGAUCCAAGAAUGGCAUGUCCAAGUUUCACUACAAAUGAAAUUGAAACACGUGGAAUAAUGUGGAUUUUGUUUCGGUCUAUAUUUAGUGCUUAAACUUAACCUUUGUAAAUGGAUGUUGAUUUGAAAAUAUCCUUGGACCUCUGGUAGAGUUGUAGAAUCAUGGAACACUAUUGGGUAAACAUAGACCAGUUGGUAAGACUAAAAUUCCCAUGCUAUGUGUAUUUUUUUGAAUUUUUAUUCCAAUAUCUAGCUGGUCCUUGCCUUAUACACUAUGUCAUGUUGUCAGUACCAGAUUUAUUAUAAUGUAUUUACUCAAGUACAGGAGAUAUAGUAAUCAUUGUUAUAAUUCUUUCUUUGUAAUUGUACAGAGCUUGUGAAUUAGGUAAUGGUGGGCUUGAUGGAAGACACUACUUUCUCAGAUGAUGGACUGACUCGCUUGUUUUGAUUGCUUAUCCUAUCCACAGCAAAGGUUUCAUCUUUUGUUUAAUCUGGAACAGCAAAGCUCAUGUUGAGGGAUGCUGUCUGAGUGUGUCAUUUACCAGGCACAAGUAAAGUUUUUUCUUGGCACGUGCUGGGUAUGAGAGAUGUCUAUCUGGCAUUCACCAAGUCGGGGUGAUGUCUCCUGGUACGUGCUAGGUACGAGCGAUGUGAAAUGCACUGUGCAUUUUUUUUAAAGCUGUAACUACAGGCCAAAGCACUUUGAAUUCGGUGUUUUUUUUGUGUGUUUGUCUGUAAUGUGGUACUUUCAUACUGUUUCUGGGAACCCUGUACACUUCUUCUACAGCCUUCAUGUGCGUGCUACAGUACCAGCGAGUCCAAAUCUCUCUCUCUCUCUAUAGGAACAACGGUAAUUUCUUCCAUUGGUAAACAUUCUUGUUUCUCUCUCCCUCUCUUUUUCCAUAUUGUUUGGAAGUGGGGUUUGUAUUUAGAUCCAAAAUCUUACUUGAGAGAGAUACUGAGCAAUCUAUAGAGCAGUUUACAGUUUUCCAUACAAAUGUUUGGCAAGUUUAUAGCAAAUAUAUAAAGGGGGGAGGGAAGAGAGAGAGAGACAGCAUAUAUAGAACUGUACCAAUUAAUCAAUUCAUUUUCUAUUGAUGUUAAAUAUUUUAUUAAUCAAUCAGUUUAUUUUUGAGUCAAUCAGUAUGGGUAUAACCCGAUAUUAUAUUCUUACUUGAUUGAGUCAUUCAGAUCCUGCAGAUGAGAUUGCUGUAAUAAGACACAGUGCUUAAAUGGGCUUUGUUUUGUCAUGUGCCUGACCUUCCUACAGGGCCACUAGUUUACCGUUUUCAUAGAUGAACAGUGGACCGAUCCCCAGAAUACUGGUAGAAAUCCUGGAAACUCAUUUCAUGGAAUUUGACUCGUUUAAUCACUAUACAGCAGGAUGACUUGUUUGCUGGAACAAUUAUUUGGCACAGCCGAAAAGGUUUCUUUUAUAUAUUUUAACGUGUUAACAUUCAUAUAAAUGUUAUUUGAAUGCACCUACCUUAAUAAAAGAGAGCAAUCUGCAUUGGUGCUCUGCUGGGUUCAUUUGAUGAGUAUGGAAAAGCCCGCUAUCACAAGUGCUGAUGCAGGUGUCAUUGGAUCAGGCUGUUUCCUCAUGAAUACAGCGCACCCAGCAAUGCAGUUACUCAAAGCGAUAUUCAGUUUCCUGCAUCAAUGUUUGGAUGUGUAGAAGAUGCAACAAAGCAAGAAUCUGGCUGCCGUUUUUUAAAAACUUGAAAUGUGCCCAUAGAAAAGGGAAGAGAAGCUCUCUGCUGCACCAUCAGCUAUCCUAUUCGUAUGGACUGUGUGUGUGGAUCUGCAGAUAUUUUCACACAUGUAUGGAAUGCUUUUUGAAUUUUACAUUUGUGAAACAUCAUUAGCAAGUACUGUGAAAAUAACACAUUAAAAUGUGUUUCAUUAUGCAUGGGACAAUUUUAUAAGAUUUUGACUCGCUGGUUUAUAAAGUAGAAAAUGCACUUGCAACUAUACUCAAGCUUAUCCUACAGUUUAAGCGUGACAGGAUGGUUUUCUAUACUGUACGAGUGCAUGCAAUUUAAAUGCUACAGAACUGGCCCACCAUGCUUUUUUGUCUCAGUCUCAAUGGACCCAGUGUGUUUGCAUUUGCUUCUGGCUGCGGUUUCAAUAGUGUAGUCAGUGAAAAUGACCAGUUCUUGUAUAAUAAUCUUUUGAACCAAUAACUCUAGUGACCAUUCCACAGAAUAGUCUGGUCCAGUACUGGUGAUGUCUUUGAUUCUUGUUGAAAAUCUGGUACUUGUAUUCCUAAUCAUCCAGCACACACCAAGAAAGGAAAAAGCAAACAGUGAACGAACUGUGCAGAAAGCUGACUGACAGAUGGGCAAUGAGCAGGUUUUGUGGGUUUUAAAAAUAGAUUAGAUUUGCAGCAUUUACUGCAGGUGUCAUAACAGUUUUGCCAGUCGUCCCCAAUACAAGGCUACCAGACUGAGAUCUGGGAUUGUAAUACAGGUUUGAAAUGUGCAAUAUUGGCACUGGUGCCGACACAUGUACAGUAAUGCCAGUGCCCGUAUGUGUAAUACCAUGCCAGUACCCUCUACAUAUGAUGCCAGCUUCAUUACUGGUGCACAUAGCGCCAGCUCCCUAAUGUAUGGUGUAUGUAAUAUGCCAGUCCAGUACAGGUCCAGUAUUUGUAUAAUUUUUUUUGUUUUCCUCACUUUGCGGUUGCCACAAACAUUGUGCCUUACAGAAUGCACAGGCGUUUCUGUGUUGCUUUGUUUUGCUCUUUUACGUGCGUGUGAGCGCACACACAAAAAUAGGACAGAAGGACUUUUCCCUUCCAUCAGACAUUGCCUGUUUUGAGUCCUGUGAAUAUUACCAUGUGUCUGUCGUCUGAGGCCACCUGUGGUGGGUUUCUUUUUUUUUCCUCCAGUAGCUUUUCCGUCAACUUGGUGAGUACUCUGCGUUCAAAAUAUUAUUUUUAAACAAAAUUAACCUCAUUAUUAUUAAAGUUCUGUUUAGCUGGAUUAAUUUAUUGUUUUGAUUUAUGUUUCAUUUUAUGGUAAUCUAAUAGAUUUCCUGUCCCUCUCCUAUGGUUGAUCUGUGCAGGGUGUUGGGGUAGUCUCUAACUAUGGAUCUGGAGUGUGCUGUAGCUUCCCCUGCUAUGCAAUUCUUGAUUAUGAAAACAAAACUUUGUAAUCACAUUUCUUUAAAUGGUACAGCAGCCUCUUCUGUGGGAUUGAAAUACAUAGAAGAAAAAAAGGACUCAGAUAUGAAGAUUGCAAUAACUAAAGCAUUAAAUUCCCUUGUUUAUUGCUGUAUCAUGCAGGCCAGCUGGACUUGGUUCUCUGUUAAUUAUCAAGAAAAUUGAAAUAAAAAUAAUCACUUUAAUUUUUCUUAC
Molecule: messenger RNA, 6528 nt
Organism: Carcharodon carcharias (great white shark)
Lineage: Eukaryota; Metazoa; Chordata; Chondrichthyes; Lamniformes; Lamnidae
Gene: wipf2b
Product: WAS/WASL interacting protein family, member 2b
Exons: 8
Coding region: 1513-2859 (448 amino acids)
Molecular function (GO): actin binding
Source: RefSeq, a predicted model, not a curated record